Punctularia strigosozonata HHB-11173 SS5 is the source of this 1932-nucleotide messenger RNA. RefSeq names its product MIF4G-domain-containing protein. Gene Ontology annotation, cellular component: catalytic step 2 spliceosome. The transcript is spliced from 5 exons. Gene Ontology annotation, molecular function: RNA binding; protein binding. Gene Ontology annotation, biological process: mRNA splicing, via spliceosome. Bases 1 to 1932 code for a protein of 643 amino acids. NCBI's taxonomy places the organism in Eukaryota, Fungi, Basidiomycota, Agaricomycetes, Corticiales, Punctulariaceae. The record is from RefSeq and is a predicted model, not a curated record.
AUGGACCUGCGGCGAGUAGGAAGAGGUGCGUUUCUGUUGCAUGCCACCGUUUUGUCCCUUUCCUCACGUCGUCGCAGGUCGCGUUCGCCCUCCAACUCCAAUUCCGACGACGAGCCGCCAGCUACACGCCGCAAGGCCUAUUCCCCUCCUCCACCCCCUCUCAAAACCGCCCCAAGGGUUGAAGAUGUUGACCCCGUGCGACGCGCCGAGCGAGAGCGGCAGCUCGCCGCGCGCCUCGCCGCCAUCGAGCUCGAGAAGCUCGAAAAGGAGAAGAGCAAGGAGAGCGGCGACGGCAAGGAAGUAGCGACCACCGCCGACGCACGCGCAGAGUUCGCCAAGCUCACCGCGAACUCACGUUCGGGCGGGGUGUACAUGCCCCCCGCCCGUCUGCGGGCGAUGCAGGAGGCUGCGUCGUCAGACAAGAGCAGCCCCGAGUACCAGCGGCUGUCGUGGGAUGCCCUCCGCAAGUCGAUCACCGGUAUCGUGAACAGGGUGAACGUGACCAACAUCAAGGACAUCAUCCCUGAGCUGUUUGGCGAGAAUCUCAUCCGCGGCCGUGGCCUCUUCGCGCGGAGCAUCAUGAAGGCGCAGGCGGCCAGCUUGCCAUUCACGCCCGUAUUCGCCGCGCUGGUGGCUGUCAUCAACACGAAGCUUCCGCAGGUUGGAGAGCUCCUUUUGGCGAGGCUCAUCAGCCAAUUCCGUCGUUCAUUCAAGCGCAACGACAAGAUUGUAUGCCACUCCACAACGACGUUCAUCGCACAUCUCGUCAACCAAGGCGUCGCCCAUGAGCUGGUCGCUCUGCAAAUCCUCGUCCUCCUCGUUGAGCGUCCUACGGACGACUCUAUCGAGAUCGCCGUCGGCUUCGCUCGCGAGGUCGGCGCGUUCCUUGAACGCGAAUCGCCUCGCGCCCUUGCCUCCAUCUUCGAGCGCCUCCGCGCCGUUCUGAACGAAGGCUCGAUCAGUUAUCGGGCGCAGUACAUGAUCGAGGUCCUCAUGCAGGUUCGCAAGGACAAGUUCAAGGACAAUCCCGUCAUACCGGAAGGGCUCGACCUGGUCGAAGAGGAGGACCAGAUCACUCACGAAAUCCAGCUCGAGGAAGACCUGCAGGUGCAGGAGGGACUCAACAUCUUCAAGUUCGACUCGAACUUCCUCGAGAACGAGCAAAAAUACAAGGAGAUUAGGGCAGAAAUUUUGGGCGAGGGCGACUCGGAUGAAUCGUCAGGCAGCGAAGAAGAGGACUCGGAGGACGAGGGCGAAGAAGUCGAGGCCAAGGAAGGCAUUGAGGACAGGACGGAGACGAAUCUCGUUAACCUUCGCCGCACGAUCUACCUCACGAUCAUGAACGCACUCAACUACGAGGAGGCUGUACAUAAAUUGCUCAAAGUGCAGCUACCAGAAGGAAAAGAGAUCGAGCUGGCGAACAUGAUCAUCGAAUGUUGCUCUCAGGAACGUUCUUACUCGACCUUCUAUGGCCUCGUCGGCGAGCGUUUCUCGAAGAUAAAUCGCGUAUGGACAGAGUGCUUCGAAGAGGCGUUCGGUAAUUACUACACAACGAUUCAUCGCUACGAGACAAACCGACUACGCAACAUCGGGCGAUUCUUCGGGCACCUCAUCGCCACCGAUUCUAUCUCAUGGGCGGCAAUGUCGUGCAUCAAACUGACGGAGGAAGACACGACGAGCAGUAGUCGCAUCUUCCUCAAGAUUAUGCUAACGGAGGUAGUCGAGAGCAUGGGCAUGAAGACCGUGCACGAGCGUUUCCGGGAUGAGGAGGUGAAGAUGCUGUGCAAGGGCAUGUUCCCGAUGGACAAUCCGAAGGAUACGCGAUUCGCCAUCAACUAUUUCACGAGCAUCAACAUGGGCGCCAUCACGGAAGAGAUGCGCGAGCAUCUCAAGGUGCGUCUAUUCCCCGAUAUUGGCUGGUGUCAAUGCUGA